This is a messenger RNA of Protopterus annectens (West African lungfish), 4491 nucleotides long. It is a transcript of the gene PLEKHA1, whose product is annotated as pleckstrin homology domain containing A1. The record is from RefSeq and is a predicted model, not a curated record. Gene Ontology annotation, molecular function: PDZ domain binding. Bases 672 to 1901 code for a protein of 409 amino acids. Gene Ontology annotation, cellular component: cytoplasm; membrane. Lineage: Eukaryota; Metazoa; Chordata; Ceratodontiformes; Protopteridae. The transcript has 15 exons.
GACGUUUUCCUUAUUGAUGUCUGGGACUAUUACUAAGACUUGGGAAAAUAUGUUUGAUUACUGAGGAAUUUACUUCAUCAGACAUAUCGAUGGCAUUUUCAUUCUGUUUGUCUGAGACUAUUGUUUGGGUAUUGGGGAAACCUAAUUGGCACAAGAAGCUGCGCCGAGAUUAUAGACUUGGACUUGUUUACAUCUUGAGUCUUCAGGCAUCAUCCAUCAAUAACUGGACGUAAUAACUACAGAUGCAAUAAGACGUUCUCUGUCAAAAGAUUAUCAGUUUUUCUCAACUGCCUAGGCAAGGAUCACCUGAUAAGGUUCCAUAUAAAGGAUAUAAUUAACAAUUGUGCUUGGUAGAAUUUGUGUAAAGGAAUAUCAGACUAUAGGCCAGAUAAAAACAAGUGCAAAAAAAUCCAAGAGGAGGGAACUGGGAGAACCUCUUGGAGUAUAGAGAGCUGUUUUGGCAAUUGAUUUUACAAGCCAACAGAUGUCCAGGCUUAAAUGAAGUCAUUUCUAUUAUUCCAGGUUUAAGACUGAAAGCAGCAACAUUAUAAUUUGUUAAUACACAGACUUGGAGGAAGGAUGAUUGUUAGAGGCUGAAGUGCAGCAUAUUGAGAGAACAGCAGCAAAAUAAGCUUGGAAGUACUGCUGAAGUGUAAUGUUUAACCUCAGAGAUGCCUUAUGUGGAUCGACAGAACCGAAUCUGUGGUUUCCUGGACAUUGAAGAUGUUGAAAGCAGUGGAAAGUUUCUGCGGAGAUAUUUCAUUCUGGACACGCAGAAGAAUGUUCUGGUGUGGUAUAUGGACAACCCACAGAACCUUCCUUCUGGAACUGCACCGGUUGGACAGAUUAAGCUUACUUACAUUUCAAAGGUCAGUGAUGCAACAAAGCUACGACCAAAGGCAGAAUUUUGCUUUGUUGUGAAUGCGGCAAUGAGAAAAUAUUUCUUGCAAGCAAAUGAUCAACAGGACCUGGUUGAUUGGGUAAAUGAGUUAAACAAGGCUAUAAAAAUUACUGUACCAAAGACUCCUGAUCUACUGUCAGAUUCGGAAAACCAAAAUCGGCCCACUGAGUGUCCAGGUGUAAAGAAGCAGGUAGCUUACAAGACGGAAAUCAUAGGAGGUGUUCCAAUUAUUACUCCUACUCAGCAAGAGGGAUGUGACUGUCAAGACAGUGACAAAAGUAAUCUGAAACGUUCACAAUCUCAGAUGCCUUAUUUAAUGGGGAAACCUGCUUCAGAUCAGGCAAUCAUCAAGUGUGGUUACUGUGUGAAGCAAGGAGCUGUGAUGAAAAAUUGGAAGAGGCGAUACUUUGCUUUAGAUGAGAAUUCAAUAGGAUAUUACAAAUCUGAGUUGGAGAAAGAGCCACUCCGGAUCAUACCACUCAAGGAGAUUCAGAAAGUUCAAGAAUGCAAGCAGAGAGACAUUAUGUUGAGAGACAACCUGUUUGAAAUUGUGACACCAUCACGGACAUUUUAUGUUCAGACUGACAGUCCAGAAGACAUGCACAGCUGGAUUAAAGCAAUCUCAGGGGCCAUUGUUGCACAGCGAGGACCAGGCAGAUCAGCAGCUUCUGAGCAUGCCAACACUUCCUCCACAGAGCUCAACUGCACUCCCCGUCCUGCCAACACAGCAGUCGCAACAGGGCAGUCCACCACACCUUACACCAGCAUCACUCCCAACCCAAAACGCAGCUCCAAAUCUGCCUCCUUGGAGAAGCGAGAAUUUCAAGAACCUUCUACCAAAAUCGAGCCAGGGAAUUACAAGAUCUCGACUAUCACUUCAGGAGAAUCACAUUUCAAAAUGACUGAAAGAAAAUGUGUGGAGAAUAAAGCUAAGCACAGUAGUUCAGAUGUUGAUGUUGUAGAUCUAGAUGAUGAGAGUCUUCCAGUGUCCGAUGUCUGAAGCUAAACUGCAGCAGAAAAAGAACCACUUAUUAAUGCCAUAUCUACUGGGUAUUAGGACUUUGGAUUGAGGAAGCCUGAUCAAGAGGUGUGUAUUUAAUGAUUCUUAGGACAAUCAGUUUCAAAAAGACUUGGCUAGGUACCAUAACAAAGUGCCUGGAUAUAAGCUCAGAAAUUCUAAUAAUGAAUGAUUUAAGUUAAAAAAAGUUUCAGAGCUUUGAAGUCAUUCAUUUACUUAUCUAUAUAGAUUCCUUGUAAACAGUGCUAUGGAUCAACAUGGCAGCUGUUUUUAGUGCCAUUAAUUUACUAAAGGAAAAUAGUUUACCAUAUUGAUGACAUUUUAAAGAGGUAGAUUCUAUACCACCUUUGAAGUUGGUAUACAAGUUGUAAACUCAAAAAUAGUUGAAAGAAAUGGGUAUGUUAAAAGCUGUUGAAAAUAACAAGAGUUCAUUUCUGAAAAUAAGCAGUUGUUGCACCAUAUUAGUAUAUAGUUUGCAUAAUCUGACCAGUUUAUCCCAUUAUUGAAAUGCAUAUGAAUGAAAGGGAUUGUAUAGGCAGUACUUUUAUAAAUUCUUGUAAUAUUGGCCAUGUUUUGCACAUUUAUAUAGGACCAUUGGCCAGGUGCUUUUGUCCAGACUAGAUAUUUCCAUUUGCAACGACUACUUUUAAGUUAAUUUAAAGCAUAGCAUUCUAUUAAGCACUGCUGGAAUCACUUUAAAAUUAAUCCAGGAUUUUGCUGCUGCAUGUAUGUGUAUGUAGCUAUUAUUUUUUUCUGAGGAAGUGGUUUCUAGCAAACAGCAUAGUGACAAUAUUGAUAAUUUAUGGGAAUUAAUGAACAAGUAUUUGUUUAAACAUUUUGACAUAUAUUGUACAACCCAAGGAAAGGUAACAUGCUUAUGCUGUUAAUGUUUUAAGUUUGUGAAAUGUUAUGUGCACUAAUUUUGUCUAAAGCUUUAAAGUGCCUGUCAAAGUAAGAGCUGUUGUGUAUUUUGAAAUGCAUAUCAAGAAUUUUGCUUUUUGUUCACUGAUAAGACUUGAGUUACUAUGUACAUGUGUGUGUGUGUGUAUAUUACAAACACAGCAGAUGGGCAGUGUAUAAUGGCAUGGAAUUUUUAAAUUUAAAAACAGUGGUUGAAAUGUCAUUCUUUUGCUAUGUUGUGUGAUAUGUACAAAAGAAGAAAAAACAUUUUAUUGGCAUCUUGAACCUCUCUGCACAGAUAUGAAAACUAGCAUUGUAAUUUUGUUAAAGGAGCUUCUGUAGUUAUAAAAUUUAUGUAUUAUUACCCAUCAGAUAUAUUUUCAUGUAUAGCCUCUUGAGUAGUCAGUUAGUAUGUAAGCAACACCAACUUUUUUUCUGUGAGAAAAUACCCAUAACAUUUCACCAAUUCAGAUGCCACAUGACACCAGGACUUCAUUUUAUCCUUUAAAACACACGGUUUAAAUUUAAUUUGGUAAUGUGUUAUUUAUGCCAUCAGCAAUAUUCUUGCCCUAAAAUGGGCAGCUGUGUAAAUGUUGUGUAUCAUUGUACUUUGUUUAAAGGUGUUCUACAGAAAAAUGGUUUAUUUUAUUGCCUGGAUGUUUAUUCAUUAUGUAGAUAUUAGGAUACAUUUACUGAACAAACCAUCACAAUUUAAAAAACUGUAUUGUAUAUUUUCAAGAUUUUGAGUUUAUUACAGAAGAGGUAAGCUUUACCACUUGCAGAUAGAUUGUAACCAGUCAUUCGUUCAUAGAGAAAAAUGUAAUAGAACACGUCUUCACUUUGUUUCUAGAUGUGUUUAACAAAUAGCACAAGUAGGAACAUUAAAAAUAUAAUAGCAGUGUUAAAGUUACUUUUCAAUUUACUUCCAAAAUAUUUUUAAUAAAUUGCUUGUUUUGUUAUUGAUAGUAAUGAAAGUCCUGACAAUUUACGUACUAAAACUUAGUAUAUUGGCUAAAUCUUGCUUUUUUCCCCCCACAGAUAUAAAAAAUAAAAAAACAUAAUUUUGUACUUUUCUACAAACAAUGUAAAUAUAUCUAGGAACAGAGGGAGACAUGUUAAUUUUGUACCAGCGAUAUUUGUUUUAUUGUUUUUAAAGGCCACACUUCAUGUUCUGGUACUGCUUGUAAUAAUGCACAUAAUCUUUGAUAUUUAUGCAUUUUGAAGUUAGGAAUGGUAUGUGUUUGGGUAGAUGCAAUGUCUUACCACUAUUAUUGUAACCUUUAAAACUUGUCAUAUCUGUCUUUUUCUCAAAUGGGUGCAUAAACAAAGUUGGAUUUUAAUAAUGUUUUGGGGUCUGCUAACAGAUUUUAUUUAUCUCUGCUAUACUUUUAUAAAUCUAUGAAAAUUGUUAAAUUAUUUUUUGAAUAUUCCAUAUAUUGUCCCUUGUAAAGAUGUGACAUAUAAUGUUUGGUCAAUAAAAGAACUGACAAAAUAAUUGUGUUUUACUAGUUGUACAUGCUGGGGCAAGUUGUUAUGUGCCUUGUUUGUAAUUCCAUAUUUUGGUUAAAAAUAUUAAAAUUAACAUGACCGAUCCAUUUCGUACCUGUACAGUUGAGAAGUAGAAGAAUAAGAUGCUAUGUAGUAAUAAACUUUGCAACUUUUAAAAUACAAA